Ruditapes philippinarum (Manila clam) is the source of this 10159-nucleotide messenger RNA. Its product is annotated as store-operated calcium entry regulator STIMATE-like. Bases 365 to 1246 code for a protein of 293 amino acids. NCBI's taxonomy places the organism in Eukaryota, Metazoa, Mollusca, Bivalvia, Venerida, Veneridae. Gene Ontology annotation, cellular component: membrane. The record is from RefSeq and is a predicted model, not a curated record. The transcript is spliced from 7 exons.
UAAAUUUUUUUUUACUUCUUCACCGGUAAAAUGUGCACUUCCUGGUUUGCUGUCACUAUCGUGUAUUCUCAUUUUUGAUGCUGAAAAAAGUUUCGAUCUUAAAAUCUCACUGCCAAAAGUGAUGAUAGCAAUCAAACUUUUAAAGACUCACACUGAUAUUUUUUAAAGCAGACCUGACUCGUAACAAUUCUCCACCAUAUGAUAAUUUGUUAAUUAAAAACGGAAUGGCCCUGGGAAAAUUAUCUGAUUAUAAUGCAUGUAAAUAGUCUAUGUCAAAAGCAGAAUGUUUGAAUGAAUAAUAAAGUUGCAUAAAUAUAUUUUCUUAAAUAUUGAAAAGCACAAAACCAUUUAAAUUGGUCACAGAAUGGCUUCUGACGUAAUGAAGACCAUCACACCUAGCUCAUCUCUAAACAAAAGCAUGAAUAGUGGUAACCAUCAAACUGAUAAUGCGUUUCACUGUGAUAGUGGCUACUUGAUGAAUACACUUGGUCUUUUCCUACAGUUUCUACUGGCAGUGUUAGCUUUUACUUCAUUGAUAUUGAAAAGAUACUGUGAGCCAAGAUAUGAGAGGAGACCUUGGAAAAUAUGGUUUUAUGAUACCUCGAAACAAGCAUUUGGUGCUGCAGUCAUACAUUUUGCCAAUGUCUUUCUUGCUGAUGCUUUCCAAGGAGAUCCAUGUACAUGGUAUGUCGUUAGCUUUAUUUUAGAUUCAACAGUUGGUCUGUUUGUCAUAUAUAUAGGCUUAAAGAUGACACAAGUUUUUGUAAGAAGGAACAAGAUGGAGACAUUAUAUUUUGGCGAAUAUGGUAGUCCACCAAAAUGUAGUUCCUGGGUGGGGCAGUGUGGGUUGUACAUCUUGGUGAUGAUUAUAGAGAAAAUACUCAUGACCGCCCUCAUACAGUUUGAUUUCUGGGCUGAUGUCCGGCAUAUAAUAAUGUCCCCAGUGAAAGAUCCUAAAGUGGAGCUAGUGAUUGUGAUGUUUAUUGUCCCUUUGGUUGUGAACGCAUUUAUAUUUUGGGUAGUUGACAAUUUCUUGAAGAGGAGAACGAAGGACACUAAAACUAUAUACGUGAGUGACAGUGACCACACUGUACGAUACAGCCGUGGUGAAGACACAGCAAGACUGUAUAAUCGUAUAGACCGGACAGAUGACGGUGAUUCUGACAUCAUACUCACAGACGAGGACGGGGAGCUACGUCAGAGGCACAACAAUGAUAAUGACGUUGCGGAACUUCUAAUAACGUGAUGGAAUGUUUGUCAGCAUAAUUGUUAUGUAUGCCAAGAGUAAUUGUAUUAGAAUAUAAAAGUGAAAGUGAUGCCCAGAAGAAUGAAUAUUUAAUUUAGGAGAUUCUAGGCUGGGUAAUAAUUAAUUUGUUUUGUGAGAUUUUAUGCUACAGUUAUGUUUAAAGUGCUGUAUGUUGACCUUCAAGCAAAACAGAUUUAUCUCAUUCCGUAAUUUAUAUGAGUUGAGACUGUUUGGCAUGAACUGAAAUGAGAAGUAUUGAUUUUGUCUGGUUUUUUUUAUAAAUAUAUGCCUGAAAGGUUUCCUUUUAAACUUUAUAUCUUCAGAUUCUAGAAGGUGCUAAAACAUCAAGUGUAGCUGCUAGCAACAAGUUUAUUUUUCAUUGUUAUUUUUUUUUCUUUUUAAUUUUCAAACUAAAAUAUCAUUUUGGUCAAGUUCUGUAUUGUUUCAAGUGUGUGCUGCCCUUAUGCACUUAUGAACACAAAGAGCACUUAUGUUAUUUUUAGACAUAAGCAUAUGACAUAAGGUCUUUAUAUACAGGGCAUAAGAGAAAUUAUUUUCAUAUUAUCUUUUUUAUUUCUGAAUUAGUAAAAAGUUUUUUUGAUAUACCACAAAAAUCACUAAGUAGGUCAAGUGUUGGGUCUGUAAUCCCAACAAUUGCAUACAUGAUAGUCAAGUCCUAGUCUAGGAUGCUUCUUUGUUGUACUUUUUUUUGUCAGUAUAUUUGAUGAUAAAAUGGCCAAUACUAUUUUCACCUGUUCCUAUCUUAAGUACAUGUAUGCAUUUGAUUGCAAGGAAACAAGUUAACUGGACUUGAGCAGUUGCCAGAAGAACAUGAUUUAUUUGAAGGGGAGGUGGAUAGGGGAGCAUCUAUGGGCGAGUGAUUUAAAUUAUUACCUGUAUACCACAUGCCCCUCACUACUGUCACCUCACUACUGUGGGUUUGAAUCCUAACAUGGACUUUGAAGUCUAUUAUGUGAGAAAGCUAUCAAGUCAGAGCUUCUACUCAGGUGCUCAUUUGUGCCUGAAAUAAUGCACAGAAGGGCACAUAAGGACUUCCUCCAAAAAUAAAGCUGAAAAGUCACCUUAUGACCUAUAUAAUAUUUUUGUGUGAUGUAAAACCCAACCCAAUCAGCAUGCUGCCUGAUCUAUAUCAGAAAUAUGUGUAGAAUAGAUGAUUUUGAAGGUUUCUUGACCAAUUGAGAUUAAGUUAGUUUUGUUGUCAAAAUUGUAUUUUUGAAAUUAUGACUGCUAUGAUUUCAGUGCAAAAGGUUGAGGUCCCAUUCAUGUCUGUAUACAAUACACAUUUAAAUUUAAAAUUAUACUUUUUUUCUCAAAUAUAAGUAUUCACUGCCAUUUUGAAUUGUUUAUUAAUCUGUUACUGGCUCUAAAAUCCAGCGCAAGGUAUAUGGUGUAAAUAGAGAAUACCUGGUUGAUGUUUGGGUAGGAGAAGGUUUAUCAGGUGAGCGAGAAAGUGUAUCUUGGCGAGCUUUAGCGAUUUGAUUUAUCCUGCUUUUGUCUACUUUAAUCAUGUUUUUAGAUUAUUUAAAUUGUUUCAUUCUUACUUUUCCCCGAUAAAACAGCGUAGUUUUGUUUGGCUGCUAACCAUGUGACGCCAUCAUAUGACGUAAUGAGUGGAGAUAGAUAUGUUUAUCCAGCAAGGCUUUAUUGGGCUGAUAAUAUAGACAGUAGCUGGAUUAAUGUGAAAAUUUUCUUGUUAAUUUCAUACAUGAUUAUACAAAGCUCAUUUCUAUUUUUGUAUUUCUGCAUGAUUUCAAUAUAUUAGGUUUUUAAAGCUUUACAAUUAAAUUUUGAUAGAGAAAAAAGCAAAUAUAUUUUUCAGAAAUACACUUAUAUCGGAGCAUCCAUGAAGGUCAUUGAUGGUUCUACUCAAGUGCUCAUUCAUGCUUGAAAUAAUGUAAGAAGGAGUCCUGAGCCCCUCCCACGAGUAAAGCUGAAAAAUUGCCGUAUGAACUAUACAGUGUCUAUGUGACCAAAAUUUAAGCAAAACAAACAAGCAAACAUACAUGUACUUAGAAAUAUUUUUAAAAUAUUUGUCAAGGCCAGAAAUGGUUUUUCAUUUGUCGUUGUUCUUGUGAUGGACAUCACCUCAAUCAGAUAAAAAAAAAAAUACAUGUAAUACUUGCACUGUAAGUGAUUGAGUGGUGUGGUUUUUUGAAAUCUGAGAGUUGAAAUUCAGUUUAGUGCUUUAGAUCUUGGCUUUCAAUUUGAAAUUACAACACAAAAGUGUGUUCAAACAGGCAGGUACCAUAGUUACGUGGCUGUUGCCAGAUUUACUCGAAACUAUUUUUGUCAUACUUUAGUCAAAUUGUGAUAUUUUAUUUGUUAUAACAGAACUUUUUAUUAUAUCGGAUCAUGUUAACAAUAGCCUAAAACAAAACACUGUAACAUUCAUCAUCCCUAUAAUGUAAUGGGACUACUUUUUUAUGUCUAUCCAGUGGUUGAAAAAAGGCCCUUUAUUACAUGCCAAAGAAAAUAGUGCAGUAUUACUACACUUUGUUUGAAUGUGGUUAGUUUAACUUUUACUGAGGUCUGUUUUAACCUCCAAUACAGUGAUUUCUUUCACAUAAGCCUGUGACUAUGAAAACUUUGUAAUUAGAAUCUUGAGUUAAAAGUUUUAAAGUUUUAGAUAUAUAUGUACUGAUUUCAAACUUAGGUUGGUUAAUGCUUAUAAAGUGUAUAAGUUGUACAAUUUAAGCAUCUUAUUUCUUUUUGACAAACUUGCACACCUUUUUAACUUAAAUUCUGUGAGGUGUUUCUAGGCAAGAGUAUGUAAACUACAAUUUUUUGUACUUAUACAUUAUGACAUGAUUUUGCUCCCUUUUUGACUUAAAGGUUUUCAAAGACUUUUUACUUGUUCCUCUGUCGAAAGCCAAAAAAAAGCUGAACACACUACUCUUUUUUAUACCCCCGCACAACAAAGUUGUAAGGGGGGUAUACUGGAAUCAGCUUGUCCGUCCGGCCGUCCGUCGGUUUUUUCUUGUCCGCCCAAUAACUUAAGAUUCCUUUGACCCUUAGUCUUCAUAUUUGGCAUGGAGGUUAGUCAUGAUUAGUAGAUGACCCCUAUUGAUUUUGAGGUCACCAGGUCAAAGGUCAAGGUCACAGGGGCCUUGACUUCAAAAAGCUUGUCCGCCCAAUAACUUAAGAUUCCUUUGACCUACAGUCUUCAUAUUUGGCAUGGAGGUUAGUCAUGAUUAGUAGAUGACCCCUAUUGAUUUUGAGGUCACCAGGUCAAAGGUCAAGGUCACAGGGGCCUUGACUUCAAAAAGCUUGUCCGCCCAAUAACUUAAGAUUCCUUUGACUCACAGUCUUCAUAUUAGGCAUGGAGGUUAGUCAUGAUUAUUAGAUGACCCCUAUUGAUUUUGAGGUCACCAGGUCAAAGGUCAAGGUCACAGGGGCCUUGACUUCAAAAAGCUUGUCAGCCCAAUAACUUAAGAUUGCUUUGACCUACAGUCUUCAUAUUUGGCAUGGAGGUUAGUCAUGAUUAUUAGAUGACCCCUAUUGACUUUGAGGUCACCAGGUCAAAGGUCAAGGUCACAGGGGCCUUGACUUCAAAAAGCUUGUCCGCCCAAUAACUUAAGAUUGCUUUGACCCAUAGUCUUCAUAUUUGGCAUUGAGGUUAGUCAUGAUUAGUAGAUGACCCCUUUUGAUUUUGAGGUCACCAGGUCAAAGGUCAAGGUCACAGGGGCAUUGACUUCAAAAAGCUUGUCCGCCAAAUAACUUAAUAUUCCUUUGACCCACAGUCUUCAUAUUUGGCAUAGAGGUUAGUCAUGAUAAGUAAAUGACCCCUAUUGACUUUGAGGUCACCAGGUCAAAGGUCAAGGUCACAGGGGCCUUGAAUUCAAAAAGCUUGUCCGCCCAAUAACUUAAGAUUCCUUUGACCCACAGUCUUCAUAUUUGGCAUGGAGAUUAGUCAUGAUUAGUAGAUGACCCCUAUUGAUUUUGAGGUCACCAGGUCAAAGGUCAAGGUCACAGGGGCCUUGACUUCAAAAAGCUUGUCCACCCAAUAACUUUAGAUUCCUUUGACCCACAGUCUUCAUAUUUGGCAUGGAGGUUAGUCAUGAUUAGUAGAUGACCCCUAUUGACUUUGAGGUCACCAGGUCAAAGGUCAAGGUCACAGGGGCCUUGACUAUAAAAAGUUUGUCUGCCCAAUAACUUUAGAUUCCUUUGACCCAUAGUCUUCAUAUUUGGAGUGGAGGUUAGUCAUGAUUUGUAGAUGACCCCUUUUGAUUUUGAGGUCACUGGAUCAAAAGUCAAGGUCACAGGGACUUUGACUUCAAAAAGUUUGUCUGCCCAAUAACUUAAGAUUCCUUUGACUAACAGUCUUCAUAUUUGGCAUGGAGGUUAGUCAUGAUUAAUAGGUGACCCCUAUUGAUUUUUAGGACACUGGGUCAAAGGUCAAGGUCACAGGGGCCUUGACUAAGAAAGUUUGUCCACCCAUUAACUUAAGAUGCCUUUGACCCACAGUCUUCAUAUUUGGCAUGGAUGUUGAUCAUGACCAUAAGGUGACCCCUAUUGAUUUUGAGGUCACUGGGUCAAAGGUCACAGGGACCUUGACAAAAAAAGCUUUUCUUCUUAAUUGCUAAAGAAUGCCUGUCCGCAGUGUAUUGAUUUUGCCAUUUUCACAUUUGAAGCAUGUAGAAUACAUAACUUAGCAAUGCACUGGCUUAGUAACCUCAGAUUUGGCAGGGCGGUUGUCCUUGAGCUCUAAAUGGCCACUGUUGAUUCUGACAAAGUGGUAUGCGGGGGUAUUCACGCCAUGAUAGUGGCAGUUCUAGUUACUGACAGUUUUUGUUUUAUAUGUGUUGAUAAGUCAGUAAAAUUAAAAUGGUGCUGUUGCUUAAGUUUUGUGUCCAUUCUUCUAAAUAUGAAAGCUAUACUGUGACAGUAAAGUUUUAUCAUGUACAUUAUAUACAUUUCAAUAACAAAGCUUAUUGUAUAAGUAUACAUAUUUUUUUACACAUUUCUACAUUAAAUGCAUGUAUCAGGUGCACAAAAACAACCAAACAGGGAAAAUUCUGUAUCACACUCGAGUUCGAUAUGGAAUGACAUUCAGCUGGCUUUGCACCGAUUACAUUUUUCUUGAAUUCCGUAAUGUGAUUUCAAUUUGACAAGCUAUAUUUUAAGUAGGUAACUAUAAGAGUGUCUUGAUCUUUUACAUGUAUGUAGCUCUUUUGGAUUUUACAAGAAAGGAUCGCACUCCGCACUUCUACGCCUCGUGAGAUCUCAAACCUCGUAAAAUUCACUCGGGAGUCAAUAGAAGUUCAAGGUUAAGACAUUCUUAUGAUAAACCUAUUAAACUUUAACAGCAGUCAAAAUUGCAUGCAUUGAGGAAAGGAAAUCUGCAUUGAGGAAUGGAAAUCAAAUUUUGAAAUUAUUUUGGAACAUGUCUAAAAUCUGAGAACGUGACUGUAAUAAAUCGUGAAAAUUUCUUAAACAUAGCAAUCCUGUUUGAAAUGUUCUUGUUUGGUAGAAUGUCUUUACAUGUAUUUCCUACUAGUAAAAUGUGUUAUAUACAUGUUUAGGAAAGGAUUUACUAGAAGUUUUAAUUGUUCAAGUCUUUUGAGUGUGUUCAUUUGAUCUGUGCCAUGUUGUUUAUUUAUUAUAUACAUGAUAUCUACACAAAUCUACUAUCCAUGACAGUUAUUUACAAUGAAGUUGUUAUCCCUGAUAACCUCUUGAUUUUGUCAUAAGUUUUUUUUUAACAUUGAACCAGGUUCCAUACUCUUGGCUGCCUAAUUUUAGCCAUUUUGAUAAAAAAAUAGCCAUUUUUGUUUAAAAAUUUAGCCAUUUGAUUAAAAUUUAGCCAUUUUGAUAAAAAAAUUAGCCAUUUUGAUUUAAAAUUUAGCCAUUUGAUCGAAAAUUUAGCCAUUUUGAGUAUAAAUUCCCCACACAUUUACAAUGGAUGGGUCCAAUUUAACGGACAGGUCUGUUUUUAGAAAAUUAGCAUCGUUAGUAUUGUUUGAGAAGCUGUAACUUUGUUUCAAUAAGUCAGGUGUAUAUAGAAAAUUGCAGCAAGUAAAGUGGAGAGAAAUCUAUUUUUAGAAAUCCGUUACACAUCUACCUUGUAUAUACAUUCACAAACCGUGUAUUUUUUACACAGUUAUUUAUUUUAAUCAGUCAUUGAUCAUCAAAAGCGUGAGGGCACAUUUUAAUUGUUUUGUGAUUUACCCUUGACAUCACUCUAUCACCUUUCAUUUCAAACAUACAUAGAAUCUCUUCUAGUUGUUAUUAGCUUGACUUUUCAAAGAAUAUGGAGAGCUGUUGUACUCACUCAGGCGUCAGCAACAACUUUGGUUUAAUUUUACAUGCAAGUUGGUAUCUCUAAAACUUAAGAAAGGGAAUGAGUUUAAACUUCACGCACUUAUAUGAGAGCAUGGUAGGAGGCCAUGGCCCGUAACUCUGACAUUUAUUUUGACAGAAUUAUAGCCCUUUUUGAACUAAGAAAAUUCUGCAAUAUCCAGGCUCUUGUUUUACAUACUGAGAGUAGUACUAGCAACAGCUCUUGAUUUGUUACGUUUUGACAAGGUUACUUUCUGCAUAUAUAUAUAAAUUAUGUUGUGAAAUUAUUUUUUCUAUACACAUACAUGUACCCUCUAAUUUUGAGGUCAGACACUUAAAAUACAGAACUUCGUUUUUUUUUUGGACGGAGACAAACUUGGUAAACAGUAGAUACACAUUUUAAUAGUCUGUGUGCUACAUACAAGUCACUUAUGUUUAAAGUAGGUCUUAAGAAAGUAUUAAAUAAUUUAUAUUUUGUAUUUCUGACCAGCGAGAUUUCAUGAUAAAAUGUUAACAGCAUGUUUAACAAAGGGCAUUAUAAAUUUGGUCUAAAUGUAAGUGUAAGCAAACAUCUAGGAAGUGUAAGGGAAUGCAUCUCAAGAAAAAUAGUUUUGCUCUUGAUUUUUUGAGGUUUUGUUUGGGGUAUGCAUAUAUUUAGUACAAUAAAAAUGUUCAGGGGAUUAGAGUUUUCACUUUGCUGAAAAGAAGUGGUGCCUACACAGCUUAUACAGACUUAUAGCUUAUACAAAACUACACCACUGUAUAAAUGUCAUGAGAAAAUGCUAACUAUUAUUACCUGAGAUGUGAAUGGUGUUUUUUUGGUCCGUCCAUCAGUGGUUUAUUUUUGUGUGUUAUACCCUGUAAAGAAAUUAUAUUGUUUUCACUUUAAAACAUGUUUGUACUAUCUAAGAUUGUAAGCAAUUAUUUUAUUAAUAGUUGUUAAACUGUAGUCAUAUGACGCCAUUACAUAGCCAUUUGAGCCGCGUCACAACAAAACCAACAUAAUGCGUUUGCGACCAGCAUGGAUCCAGACCAGCCUGCGCAUCUGUGCAGUCUGAUCAGGAUCCAUGCUGUUCUCUAUCAGUUUCUCUACUUGUAAAUAGGGUUUGUAAGCGAACAACAGCAUGGAUCCUGAUCAGACUGCGCGGAUGCACAGUCUGGUUGGGAUCCAUGCUGGUCACAAAUGCAAUAUGUUGGUUUUGUCAUGGCACGGCUCAUGUAAUCUAGCUAUAACUGUGUUCAAUCAUUUAAUCUUCAUGUCAGUGCUAUUGGUUGGUCAGAGUAGAGACAGCGAUAACAGAGAUAGUUUUAAUUGCUACAAAAUGCCUAAUUUUUCACUUUUUGGUUGACAUGAGAAGUAAAAUAGGAGCUGCUUAUCUCUGUUAUCUACAUCUCUGGUCAGAGUGACAAGAAAGAUAACCUUGAGAGAGUCUUGACAGGCUAUUAUGCCUCCCACCCCCAGAGUAUACUACCUUCUGUGAUUGGAAAGUAGAAAAAAUGUUGUACUUUUUUUUUAAUUUGAUGUUUUUCACUUACUUACUAUAUUAUAAGCACUGACACUUAUUGAAUUCUGUGACCUGUACAAAAGGUCAAGAAGGUUCAUAGUGAAUUUGAUUGGUUGUUAUUAUGCUCCUGGAGUAUUCUCCCUUUUUCUAGUUGGAAUUUAGAAAAUAAUUUAUUUUUUUAUUAUUGGGGGGGGGGGGGGUUCAUACUUUUUUUUUACCUUCAACAAAUAGCUUCAACACUUUAUGAAUAUAAUAACCUCAAGAAAACGGCUCAUGGAGAAUGUGAUUGGUUGUAAAUAUGCUAUUGGAGUACAUGUAUUUUUAUUGGAAUUUAGGAAGAAAAUAGUCUUUUUUCACCUUCUGCACAUGCCACUGACAUUUCCUGAAUUAAAUCAGUACAAAAAGCUCAUAUGACACCAAUCACCCAAUAAACAGUUUCUGGAUCACCAUGAUCUUGUCUCAUUUUAACCUUUGUUGCCAAUGGGGAACAUAUUUGUUUGCCAAAUGCAUUUUAGCUUUUGUUGUCUGCCUAAAUGGAAGAGCUGUCUGUGAAUCCUGUAGUCUUUGUUAGUUGUCUUUAACCAGAAUCUUGUAUAUACAAGUAUAAACAGCUUACAACUUUAUCUUUCAUGCUUUUUAUGCUUAGAAGGAUUUUUUUAAAUAUAUAAACGAAACUUACACAGGGUAUAUAAAUUUAGGAAUGAAGCUAAUGAUAUUUAGUUGAUAAUUUUUUUCUUAAUUUGUUUUAAUGUGAUACUUAAAAAAUCCAAUUUCUGCUAAAUAUUGUAGAAAUUAAAACUGGUAACAAAUAUGGAACUAUUAAUGGAAUUGGUAACAAAUUUAGCUACAUGUAGUAAUAUAUUUGAGCCUUUUUUGGCUAGACUAUUGAGCUGGGACAAAGUUUCAGCCAAUUUUAGUUUGACUUUUUAGCUAACCAUUUUUGGCCUCACUUUUUAGCUAGUACAAUGUUUCAGCCUUUUUUUGGCUUGACUUUUGAGCUAGUGUAACUUUUCACACAUUUUUUGGCAAAACUUUUUAGCUAGUACAACAUUUCUGCCAUUUUUGGCUUGACUUUUUAGCUAACACAAUGUUUCACUAUAUGAGCUAU